Taeniopygia guttata (zebra finch) is the source of this 992-nucleotide messenger RNA. It is a transcript of the gene MORN3, whose product is annotated as MORN repeat containing 3. NCBI's taxonomy places the organism in Eukaryota, Metazoa, Chordata, Aves, Passeriformes, Estrildidae. The record is from RefSeq and is a predicted model, not a curated record.
GCCCCCCCACACCCCCCUCCUGAGGGGAGGAACCCGUCAGGUGAGGGAGCGCUCCGGUCUGUGCUCCCCUCGGCCCGGAGAGCCCCUCCGGUCAAGGCUCCCCUCAGGAGGCCUGGAUUUUGGAUUACAGACUUUAGAAGAAGGAGGAUCACAUCUCGGAUCACAUCUCAGAUCAGAGCAUUAACUCUGCGCUGGAUAUGUGCCAAAACGUUCCAGUUCACCACAAGAUACCAACAGUAUGCCCGUUAUAAAGUACCCAAGGGUGAGAGACCCUCUCUUUUAUGAAUGGGACAGGAAAGCCCAGAAAAGUGGAUUAAGACACACAAUUUAUGCUGUAAAUGGGGAUCAGUAUACUGGAGAAUGGCUGGACAACUUGAAACAUGGUAAAGGCACCCAGAUUUGGAAAAGCACAGGAGCUAUUUACAGCGGUGACUGGAAGUUUGGGAAGCGGGAUGGUUAUGGCUCAUACAGCAUUCUUGACCCAGUGACCAAGGAAUACAGGAGGGUGUACACAGGCUGGUGGGAAAAUGACCGAAGAGGUGGCCGGGGGAUGUUCUUUUACCCCAACGGGGAGCUCUACGAGGGCGAGUGGAGCAAUGGUUUGCGGAGCGGCUGGGGAAAGAUGCACUACAAGGACGGCUCCACCUACGAGGGACAGUGGCUGUCGGAUCAGCACAACGGGCAGGGCCUGCUGCGGCUCCCAAAUGGAAAUCGGUAUGAAGGAGGUUGGAAAGAUGGCAAGAAGCAUGGCCCAGGGAAAUACUUCUACCCAGAUAAGGGACAGCUGUUAGAAGGCAUCUGGGUAGCAGAUAUACCAAAGUGUGGAGUUCUGGUUGACUUUGGCAGAGACAACGCUCCAGACCCUACUCAGUUUCCGCUCCCAGAGAUUGAACUACAUGAUCCAGCUGGUGUUUUAGCAGAGGCCCGAGCAACAUUUGAUGACAGCCAUAAUUAAUAACCAGAUAUUGAAGAAAAAAAAUAAUCUAAGAACA